AUGGAUUUGCGGACUUUUACGACUUUUAAAAAUGUUGCAAAACCGCAAAAGAUUUUUUGGUCCACAGAUUUUUUGUCCGCACAAGAAUUUCCGAAAAAUUUUUUGUCCGCAAAUUUUGUCUGCAAAAAAUUUUUUGUCCGCAAAUUGUGUCCGCAAAAAAUUUUUUGCCCACAGAUUUUUUGUCCGCAAAUUGUGUCCGCAAAAUUUUUUGUCCGCAAAUCCCCAAAAAUUUUAUUUUUUUUAGUUAAUCGCCCAUUCUUUCCAACAACACCGCUAUCUAAUCAACCAUUUUCUUCUAUGACUUCAUCGUCUACUAAAGAUUUUAACAAGUCUGGAUGGAUGCCGACGUUCACCUCUACACCUCUUGCCACAAAAGCUGCUCAACCAAGAAUUGAUAUCUCGUCAACUUCAUUCUUGAUUCCACAAUUUACACCGCAUCAAAAUAGUAAUACAAAUCAACUGGCUAAUAAUUGUCUGGUCAAUAAUCGAAGCGUAAUUACUACUUGUGGACCGGCUUUACAAACUUCAAACGCUUUCACGCAAAAUACAACAGUAAUUAUUAGCGAUCAUCCUGAAGUACCUCCAAUUAGAGAGGUUGUGCAGAAUGCUGUGGGGAAUGCUUCAAGUAGAGAGCCGGUGAUUAAACAGGUAUACCUCUUUAUAGGAGCGUAG
Messenger RNA from Meloidogyne enterolobii, 672 nucleotides. The record is from the annotation of a GenBank genome assembly. NCBI's taxonomy places the organism in Eukaryota, Metazoa, Nematoda, Chromadorea, Rhabditida, Meloidogynidae.